ACAUCUUCCGUUUACUCACUAUAUAAAUCCCUCAACUCAAGCCUUAUCAACUCACUCAACUCAAGCCUUCAUUGUUACUUUAUUGCUGUAAUUUUCCGUCUCAUAUCCAUGGCCCUCAUCCUCCCUCAGGUUGCUGCAACUACUUUUCUUGUGAGUGAUAGCUCCCUGAAGCUCAGACAAUCUUUGUUCAUCAAGACUAGAAAUGUAAACUCAUUCCACAAGGCGGUACCUUCCGUGUUCGCUAAUUUUGAGCCAUUAAACCAGCAGGAAUUCGAUUGUCGAAGAAACGUUAGUCCCUCGUGUCUUGAAAAUGCCGGCCCAGCUCCCAAAAAUUUAUACACGGUCAAUUCACCUCUUACAGCCACCAUUCGCAAUAAGAUUCCGAUUUCAGGCGACAGCCCUCGUAAAAGGCAAGCUUACCAUAUCGUAUUGGAUCAUAAAGGCAAGCUUCCUCUCCGGGAGGGACAAAAUGUUGGUGUAAUGCUCCCGGCCAAAACUUCUGUUCUACCGGACAACGCCAAAGAGCCUCGUUACUUUCCUUGUGCUUCUUCUAGGUAUGGAGAUACAUUUGACGGUACAACAAUUAGCUUAUGUGUACGCCCUGUCCCUGAAACCAUCAGUGAAUUUUUGUGCAAUUCAAAGGAAGGAGAUGAAAUUCAACUUGUAGGUCCAACUGGCGAGAAGCUGAUUUUGGGAGAUGAUGAUGAUAAGGCAACUCACAUAUUUGUUGCUACUGGGGCUGGCGUUGCUCCAUUUAGAGCCCAUCUCCGUCGGUUUUUCAGAGAAUAUAUUCCAAAAUUUACUUUUAAUGGGUUUGCGUGGCUAUUCCAUGGGGUAUACAAUGUUGAAAGUUUAGAUGCAUACUACAGAGAAUUCCAGAAAUAUCAAGUAGACUACCCAAAAAAUUUCCAGUAUAACAUUGCAUUGAGUGAACGAAUUUCGUCAAAUUAUUGGCGAAAGACAUAUGUUCAGAAUAUUUUUGAAGAACAUGCGGAAUCUGUAUUUGAAAAGUUGGUUGAUGAGGGAGCAUACAUAUACUUUUCUGGGCGAAAAGAAAUGGUGACUCCAAUUCAAAAUGCCUUAAUGAAAGUUGCCGAGAAAAAAUGCAAAAAUUGGGAGAAAGAACUGGCAAAAUUGAAGAACAACAAUCAAUGGCGUGAUGAAGUCUACUGACAAUGUUGGAGUACAAGUGUUUAACAUGGAUAUGUCAUUUUCUAUAAUAUCUGUUCAUUUCCAGUUAUUGUGUACUUUUGAUUAUGUGUGUUAUCUCUAGCUUCUUUUCUUGAACUUAUAAAGUGGAAUAAAAUUUAAUCAUUAGAGCA
Messenger RNA from Humulus lupulus (European hop), 1322 nucleotides. Its product is annotated as ferredoxin--NADP reductase, root isozyme, chloroplastic-like. The record is from RefSeq and is a predicted model, not a curated record. NCBI's taxonomy places the organism in Eukaryota, Viridiplantae, Streptophyta, Magnoliopsida, Rosales, Cannabaceae. The transcript has 6 exons. Gene Ontology annotation, molecular function: oxidoreductase activity. Bases 109 to 1173 code for a protein of 354 amino acids.